Molecule: messenger RNA, 1635 nt
Organism: Auanema sp. JU1783
Lineage: Eukaryota; Metazoa; Nematoda; Chromadorea; Rhabditida; Rhabditidae
Source: the annotation of a GenBank genome assembly
AUGUUCUCCUCAUUCUCCUUAUUCUCAUUUAUACUUCCUAUUUUGAUAGUUAAUUCUCAGAAUGUAUCAUUCCGAAAUUUCAAACUUAUACGAAUAAACCCCGAAAGCGAAGAGAAUCUUGUAUAUCUUAAAUCCUUAUAUGAAGGAGAUUCACCAUAUCAAUUGGAUUUCUGGCAGCCUCCAACCCAUAUUGGAGGUAUCGUUGAUGUGACGGUAGCACCAAGUGAUGCUCCUAUAUUCAUCAAAGAUUUGAAUUCUCGCGAAUUAGGUUAUGUUGUAGCUAUCAACGAUUUAGAAGAAGCAAUAGCAGACGAACGAAAACCAUCAGCAUUUCAUCAUUAUGAAGCUGGCGGCUUUGCUUACGAUAAGUAUAACUCAUUGGAUGACAUCUUUGGUGAGAUGAAGAGACUUCGAAACGAAAAGCCUGAGAUGAUUUCCUUAUAUGACAUUGGUCAAACACACGAGAAUCGUACACUUCUUGUUAUGCAAAUAACUGGAAAGCGAUCAUCUAUUGAUAAAGCUUCUAUAUGGAUAGAUGCUGGUAUUCAUGCUCGUGAAUGGAUCGCCCCAGCAACUGCCAUGUAUAUCAUCCAUGAACUUGUAAAAGGAUAUGAGAAUGAUCCAGCGAUUCAAAAAAUUUUGGAUGUGACCAACUUUUACAUUCUGCCCGUUAUGAAUCCAGAUGGCUAUGAAUACUCACGAACCAAAAAUCGCAUGUGGAGAAAGAAUAGACGUCCAGCUUCAUGUAAGAAGCAGCAUUUUCAUACUGUCUGUUGCGCCGGAGUUGAUUUAAACAGAAAUUUCGACUGGUUCUGGUCAUCAAGUGGAUCAUCAUCGGAUCCAUGUCAUGAAACAUAUCAUGGACCAUCCGCAUUUUCUGAGCCAGAAUCUCAAGCUGUUCGCGAUUUUCUAGUUGCCACACCUCCAAAGGCUUUCAUAUCAUUACAUUCAUAUUCUCAAAUGUGGUUAGUACCAUAUGGACAUAGAAAGAGAAACUAUCCACAAGACUAUCAUACAGCUUUAAGACCAUUAGCUUUGAAGGCUACAAAAGCUAUGUUUGAUCUUUAUGGAACCAAAUAUCAAGUAGGAACUGGUGCUGAUUUGAUGUAUGAAGCAUCAGGUGGAUCUCAUGAUUGGGCUAAAGGAUCAUUAGAAGUACCAUAUGCUUAUCUUAUCGAAUUAAGACCAAAAAAUACUUUGAUGGGUUAUGGCUUUCUUCUACCAGAAAGAGAAAUUCCGGCAACUGGUUUAGAAACAUUUGAAGCUAUAAAAGUUGUAGCUGAUGAGUUAGUAGGACAAUUCAUUCAACCUCAAAUCAGAGAAAUAGCAGUAACGACAAGAAAGCCUAACAAAGGAGGUUACAGAAUCAUUACGACAACACCCAGAUAUAGCACUGAGUUACCUACUCCUCCACCCGAAACAACAACAAAGCCAUUGUUACCCACACCUCCCCCAGAGCAUAUCAAAUCGCCAAUUGUCAAUACGGAAAAGUUAGAAAUUGAAAGUCCUGACUUGAAAUGCGUCGAUUAUGGUAGUUACUGUAGGCUGUGGGGAGUUUUACAGUUGUGUGAACGACCUUCCGUUCUUAAGUUAUGUGCAAACACUUGCAGUCAAAAAUGUAAAUCAAAAAAAUAA